This is a messenger RNA of Chelonia mydas (Green sea turtle), 932 nucleotides long. RefSeq names its product proline rich 15 (gene PRR15). The record is from RefSeq and is a predicted model, not a curated record. Bases 125 to 472 code for a protein of 115 amino acids. Lineage: Eukaryota; Metazoa; Chordata; Testudines; Cheloniidae. The transcript has a single exon.
AGCCGCGCCGCGAGCGCCCCGGGGAGUUCCCUGCCUCGCAAGUGCCCGCAGCCCAGGUGAGCCGAGCCGGAGCAGGGAGCGGCUGCCUCCUGCCCCGGCGGCGGUGGCUGGGCGCCGGGAGAAGAUGGCUGACAGCACCGCGACCACGGGCUCCUGGUGGAAAGCGCUGACCAGAAGCAGGAAAAAAGCCAAAGAGGGGCUGGUGGCCGGAGCGCCGCCGCCCCCGGCUGAGCCCGCCCUCCCGCCGGCGCCCCCCGGCCCGGACUCUCGGGAGAACCAGCAGCCCAACUUCAGCAGCAGCGAGCCCAAAUUGGGCGAGAAGCCUGGCGCCGGCGGCAACCGCAGGAACCUGAAGAUCUCCCACUCCGGCCGCUUCAAGGAGAAGCACAAGGUGCGAGCCCCUCUGCUGGCCGAGAGCCCCAAGCUGUUCGAGGGCAGCGCGCCCAGCCACGCCAGCGAGGAGAGGCAAUAGCUGAGGCUGCGUGCUGCAGUCCAGCCUCCGUCUGACCGAGCCUGGCCCCUGCAGCCAGUCCCCCAGAUCUCGCUCUUCCACCACCCACGGAGUCACGGCUCCUUGUGGGCUAGAGGAGGAGACACCUGCUGCUUUGGAAACGCCUUGGGUGCCCCUGGUCGCUAGGAGGAGGCCAUCUCUCCCCGGGGGGCGCGGUGACCCCGCUGUAACCAGGCCAGGGACGAGCCUAUUCUCUCGUUCGGAUUCCGAAUUUUGGAAACAAAAAUAAUCCCAGCGCCCUGUGUCUCUGUUCCUGGCUGCUGCACUUUGGACUGGACUAUCACCCUCGCUGGCUGGAGUUGACAAGUGCUGCCCUGCUGCUUAUUUUAGGGGGUAGAGCGGGAUACCUUUCUUGAUCAAAAAUAUCUCGAGCAAAUGGGGAUGAGUUUUAAUAAUGAAAUAAAGGUGAAGUGUAAAUGCA